GAGUGAAGUCAACACAACAGCAAGAGAAUCAACGCUGCAAUAAUCCUCUAUCUCUCUAUGAAUUCCUUGGCUAUGAUUCUCUCUCUCUAAUAAUCCCAUCUAUGGUGAUGGCCUUCCUUCACAGGAAACUGCUGGAUGAAUGGUUUUGCCAAACCUUUUGUGUUGACCCUGAGAAUAUCAACGCCUGCCAGGAUAGCUGCAAACAAUCACCCCUUCAAUCCCCACCUCCGCCUCCGCCGCCGCCCCUCAUCGCUCCACACAAACCCCCGCUCUCCCCCGCCCUCACCGCCUCCCUCGUCGUCCUCUCCACCGCCUUCUUCCUCUUCACCUGCUACACCAUCUACAAAUUCUACACCGCCUACACCAACUCUCCGCCGCGGCGGCGGCAGAGCGAUCCCGAAGAAGACGGCGGCGGCGGCGGAGAUUUUGUCGAUGAAGAAGACGUGGUUGACCACCCCAUCUGGUACAUCCGCACGAUCGGGCUGCAGCAGUCGGUGAUCAACGCGAUCACGAUCGUGAAAUACAAGAGAGCCGACGGCCUCGUGGAGGGAACCGACUGCGCCGUCUGUCUCAGCGAGUUUCAGGAGGAUGAGACGCUCCGAUUGCUCCCAAAGUGCAGCCACGCCUUCCACAUCCCCUGCAUCGACACGUGGCUCGCCUCCCACACCAAUUGCCCCAUGUGUCGGGCCGGAAUCGUCUCCAGCCACGACCCGAUCGCUCAUCAAUCAGGCCGGGCCGAGGAAGCGCUAGAUGUUUCAAACGAAAUCGAGGGCGAUGGGGCGGCCCGGUCUCAAAUUGGGAUCGAAUUGGGGGAAACCGUUGAAGAAGGGGCGUGCAAAAUUGAGUUGGGCGGGGCGCAGCCGGUUAGAAGGUCGGUGUCGAUGGACUCUUUGUCGGCGUCGAUGAUCAGCGCCGCUGUUGCUAACGCAUUUCCGCGGCAGUGUGAUAAGAAUUUAAAAGCGAAGGCUGGAGAAGUGGGGAUCCGGACGGGAUCGUCGUCGUCGGUGAAGAGGUCGGCUUCGUGUAAUGCCAAAGUGUUUCUGUCGAGGUACAGCAGUAGCCGGAGAUGGGAAGUUUUGAGAAGAGAGAGAGGUGUAGUUGAAGAGUAGGCCUCUCUUUACAAAUGUAAGUACUCCACUCUUGGCAAAAAUAAUUCUCUCCUCAUCCCUCCUACUUUUUUCACCAUCAAUUUAACGCACUAUUCUUAAACUCCGUGCCGAAAAAAAUAUCUCUGUUAAGAACGAAGGGAGUAAAAGUUUUGGAUUUUAUUUUGUCAUUUAAAAUGGAUUACAUCGUUUGUUUAUAUCGUCUUAAUGCUCUGUUUAUUUAGAUUCUGAUUGAGAUUUUUACAUUUGAUAUACCAAGAUUGAAAAUGUCGUGGCUAUGAUACGUUUUGACUAGGUUUAUCUUAAUUUUAUUUUGCGUUUGGUAGUGAAUAAAAUUGUGAGUUAUCCUA
Molecule: messenger RNA, 1456 nt
Organism: Salvia splendens (bonfire salvia)
Lineage: Eukaryota; Viridiplantae; Streptophyta; Magnoliopsida; Lamiales; Lamiaceae
Product: E3 ubiquitin-protein ligase RING1
Exons: 1
Coding region: 102-1109 (335 amino acids)
Biological process (GO): protein ubiquitination
Molecular function (GO): transferase activity
Source: RefSeq, a predicted model, not a curated record